Strongylus vulgaris is the source of this 522-nucleotide messenger RNA. Lineage: Eukaryota; Metazoa; Nematoda; Chromadorea; Rhabditida; Strongylidae. The record is from the annotation of a GenBank genome assembly.
UUGCAGGUUUGGCACAUUGAACCCAGUGGAAGCAGUUCGUGCAACGAAGAGGAUCUCGAUGAAGCCUGGUCAGCGAUCCGAUCUCAGUUUGGUGGAAAGAUUGGAUUGGAUUCGAUGUUAUAUUGCUUCAUGAAGCACAAUUACAAUAUCGACGAAAUGCUGGAAAAUAUUGAAAUGGAACAAUGGAAGAACUUACCGCAACCUUUUGAAGGGUUGAACAUAGCACAACAAAGAGAAUUUGAACGAGUCCUGCGAGAUCUAAAAGGAAAAAAUUUCGGUUCAAUUCAGGAUAAAUUCAUGCGACAAUAUUAUGUGGGAGAAAUUGUAAAUUAUUAUUAUCUUUCAAAACGAAAAGGAUGCGUGCACGAGCGAUAUACGAGAUGCUCAUGUCGAGAAAGGCUAAGCAAUGCAACGGUUGCAAAAGUGCCACGAUACGAGUGUGCGAAUUGUUCUAAGUAUUUAUGGGAAGGUAGAAAUCGACCACUUAAAUAUUGCGCCGUUUGCCAUCUUUACUUCAAGUAA